Molecule: messenger RNA, 495 nt
Organism: Talaromyces rugulosus
Lineage: Eukaryota; Fungi; Ascomycota; Eurotiomycetes; Eurotiales; Trichocomaceae
Exons: 2
Coding region: 1-495 (164 amino acids)
Source: RefSeq, a predicted model, not a curated record
AUGAAGUCCUCCAUCAUCCUCCUCGUCGCAAGCUCCGUCCUUGCUGUUGCGAUCCCCGCACCAAAGCAGAACCAGGCUCGCAGCAUUUACACGUAUGGAGUCACAGAGUACGAGGACAAGGAAAAGGAGGAGGCCAAGGUGAAUGCCCGCAGCAUUUACACGUAUGGAGUCACAGAGUACGAGGACAAGGAUAAGGACGAGGCCAAGGUGGAUGCCCGCAGCAUUUAUACGUAUGGCGUCACGGAGUACGAGGACAAGGAAAAGGAGGAGGCCAAGGUGGAUGCCCGCAGCAUUUACACGUAUGGAGUCACGGAGUACGAGGACAAGGAAAAGGAGGAGGCCAAGGUGAAUGCCCGCAGCAUUUACACGUAUGGAGUCACAGAGUACGAGGACAAGGAUAAGGACGAGGCCAAGGUGGAUGCCCGCAGCAUUUAUACGUAUGGCGUCACGGAGUACGAGGACAAGGACAAGGACAAGGCUGAGGCCAAGGAGUAG